CCUGCCCCGCCCGGCCAGCGCGGCCGGGGGCCCGUCCUCCCCAGAGUUCUGUUGGCUGAGCAACAACAUCAGCGCAUCUGCUCUCCGGGGCGUCAUGAGGCCCCUGCUCCGGGGUGCCGCGGUGAACGAUGAGGAGGAGAGCUCGGACAGCACCCCGCUCCUGCCGAGCGCCCGGCAGGUCGAAGCGGCUCCAGUAUGCUGCUCCGCUCGUUACAACCUAGCGAUUUUGGCUUUCUUUGGUUUCUUUGUUCUUUAUUCAUUACGGGUGAACCUGAGUGUUGCAUUAGUGGACAUGGUAGAUUCAAAUAUAACUCGGAUGGACAAUAGAACUUCCAAGGAGUGUGCAGAUCAUUCUGCCCCUGUAAAGGUACACUACAAUCACACGGGUAAAAAGUACCGGUGGGAUGCAGAAACUCAAGGGUGGAUUCUUGGCUCUUUUUUCUACGGCUACAUCAUCACACAGAUCCCGGGGGGGUACAUGGCCAGCAGAAUCGGGGGGAAGCUGCUGCUGGGCUUUGGCGUCCUGGGCACUGCUGUCUUCACCCUGUUCACACCCUUGGCCGCAGACUUAGGCGUGGUGGCCCUUGUCUCGCUUAGAGCGCUGGAAGGACUCGGAGAGGGUGUUACGUUUCCGGCUAUGCAUGCCAUGUGGUCUUCCUGGGCGCCCCCUCUUGAGAGAAGCAAGCUUCUGACCAUUUCCUACGCAGGAGCACAGCUCGGGACAGUGAUCUCGCUCCCUCUUUCUGGAAUGAUUUGCUACUAUAUGGAAUGGCCGUAUGUCUUCUAUCUCUUUGGUGUCGUUGGAAUAGUUUGGUUUAUUUUGUGGAUGUGGAUAGUUAGUGAUGCGCCAGAAACUCACAAGACGAUCUCCCCUUGUGAAAAAGAGUACAUUGUUUCAUCCUUAAAAAAUCAGCUUUCUUCCCAGAAGGUGGUGCCCUGGGUGUCCAUCUUGAAGUCACUACCACUUUGGGCGAUUGUAGUAGCACAUUUUUCCUACAACUGGACCUUUUACACCUUAUUGACCUUAUUGCCUACUUAUAUGAAAGAAAUCCUAAGGUUCAACGUUCAAGAGAAUGGGUUUUUAUCUGCAUUGCCUUAUUUUGGCUGUUGGCUAUGCAUGAUUCUCUGUGGCCAAGCUGCUGAUUACUUAAGGGGCAAGUGGAAUUUUUCAACUCUAAGUGUUCGGAGAAUUUUUACCAUCAUAGGGAUGGUUGGCCCCGCAGUUUUCCUGGUCGCUGCUGGAUUUAUAGGCUGUAACUAUUCGUUGGCUGUUGCAUUCCUAACCAUCUCCACGACGCUGGGAGGCUUUGCCUCCUCCGGAUUUAGCAUCAACCACCUGGAUAUCGCCCCUUCGUAUGCCGGCAUCCUCCUGGGCAUCACAAACACGUUCGCCACGAUCCCCGGCAUGAUUGGGCCCAUCAUCGCUAAAAGCCUGACCCCCGAUAACACUAUAAGAGAAUGGCAGACUGUUUUCUGUAUCGCUGCUGCUAUUAACGUGUUUGGUGCCAUUUUCUUCGUGCUGUUUGCCAAAGGGGAGGUGCAGAAUUGGGCCCUCAGUGACAGCCACGGACACAGAAACUGAAGACAACAACUAAUUAUUAAUGUAUUUUUAUUUAUCAUGUAAACUGAAAGUGCCUUUGGUAUUUUAAUGUGUGAGCAUUCUGUGUGAGAAAAAUAGUACUUGUAUUACAUUUUUAAAGAAAUAUUACUAGUUCCAAGAUUAUUUAAAAUGAGCUGUUUUUAAUUAUUGCUAAUAUAUCUGCCAGACCUUAUAUUGGGUUCAUAUGCUCCAAGUGAGGCAGCUUGAUAUAAGGUAAGGCUUAAGAAAUGAAGCUGAAAGUCAGAUGUGGUGGCACACACCUUUAAUCUCAGCACUCAGGAGUUGAGGCAGGUGGAUUAAUGUGAGUUCGAGGCCCAGCCUGGCCUACAAAGUGAGUCCACAGCCAAGACAACACAGAGAAACCCUAUCUCAAAAAAAAAGAAAAAAGAAAAAAGAAAGCAAGCUGAAAUGGACAUACACCAUAUACACUGGCACACUUGUUUAAUUAAAUUAGAUAAAUCCCUUCAGAUAUUGUUAGACACCUGCUUUUGUCUACUCCCCUUGUAAAAACUGUUGUCAAAUCUCCCUAACACGUAGCUCUCCAUAACAUCUCCAGAAAGCUGCCAGCCACUGUAAGAAUUGGCAACUGGACUAGGGGAUCCAGGCCCAGGCAGCUGCCAGAAUUCCCUCCCUGGCUGCAGAGCUGGAGUGCCCAGCGUUUAUCAGGGAUGGCUUCCAAGUGCAGGGCAGAUGCCAACUGUUUGGCUGACAUCUUCCCCGCUGUGGCUGUUAAUGUGUAGAUAAAGCCCUAAGUGGACUAGAGCAGUGAGAUCCACAGCUACUGGCCUGACACUGCCAGCCUGCCCUUGGCAGCACCCAGGCCUGGUUACUGGCAGGUGAUCUACACAGCAAAACAUGCUGCUCAGUCCAUCGCAGAUCACAGCAUCCUUGCACAUGAAUCAGGGUAUAAAUUUUCACAUCCAGUUUUUCUACCUACAUUAGAAUUUUUUUUUUUUAAUGUUUUACAUUUCUUUUCUUCAGUUACAGUUUAAAGUGACUCUCGGGGCCAGGGGCUUGGCUCAGUGGUAGUGCCUUUCCUUAGGAUAGUAUUCCGUCCAAUAGCAAGUCACUUCUCCUGAGCAGUGUCUCCUGGUUGUUGAGCAUGCUGUAAGCGUACCCUAGUCCACGUGUGGCGGUGCGUGCCUUUAGCCCCGGCACUUGGGAGGCAGAGGCAGGCAGACCUUUGUGCGUUCCAGGACAGCCAGGGAUGAUUCACAGAAAUAGAUACCCUGUCUCGAAAAACAACAAUUUGCGAGGAUUGAAAGCCUGCCUGAUGUAUCUGUUCAACACUUACCUGUAACAAUGUAACACUCAGUUAAUGCAACACUGUGUAAAUAUAGCUAUAUAAAUCUAUUUUUAAAUCUGUAAAUAUAGAUUGUUGCCAUGUGACAUUUGUUUUAUAAAUCAUCAAAAUAAAUCCUUUUGCAUUAAA
Messenger RNA from Meriones unguiculatus (Mongolian gerbil), 3032 nucleotides. It is a transcript of the gene Slc17a5, whose product is annotated as solute carrier family 17 member 5. Gene Ontology annotation, biological process: monoatomic anion transport; transmembrane transport. The record is from RefSeq and is a predicted model, not a curated record. The coding region runs from base 95 to 1582 and encodes 495 amino acids. NCBI's taxonomy places the organism in Eukaryota, Metazoa, Chordata, Mammalia, Rodentia, Muridae. Gene Ontology annotation, molecular function: transmembrane transporter activity. The transcript has 11 exons.